Lactuca virosa is the source of this 1887-nucleotide messenger RNA. The record is from the annotation of a GenBank genome assembly. Lineage: Eukaryota; Viridiplantae; Streptophyta; Magnoliopsida; Asterales; Asteraceae.
AUGGCAGUACCCAUGGAUUCCCCACCAUUCCCACCCCAACCCUCAAAACUAACCCUAGCACAAACACCCACCAUGAAAGUCCAAUCCGUUUUCCUAUUCAUCGUCAUCGCCACCACCAUUGUCGCCGGCGUUUCCGCCAUGGAAGACGAUGUAAGGUGCCUUCGUGGUUUGAAAGCCUCACUCACAGAUACACAAGGCAAGCUCACCACAUGGUCAUUCACCAACGACUCCGUCACCUCCUUAUGCAAACUCGUCGGAGUUUCGUGUUGGAACGAGAAAGAAAACCGGCUCAUCUCCAUCCAACUCCCGGAGUUUUCACUCUCCGGUUCGUUACCGGACUCCCUACAGUUUUGCCGUUCUCUGCAGUCCCUCGAUCUGUCGAGAAACUCGAUCUCCGGUUCCAUUCCACCUCAAAUCUGUACAUGGUUGCCGUAUCUAGUAACCCUAGAUCUCUCCGGGAACUCUCUAUCUGGAAACAUUCCGCCAGAGAUUCAAAACUGUAAGUUCUUAAACAACCUCCUUUUAUCCGAUAACAGUUUCUCCGGUACGAUUCCGUACCAGAUCGGCCAGCUUGAGAGGCUUAAGAAGCUAGACGUUUCCAACAACGAACUCUCCGGCUCCAUUCCGGACGAUUUAUCGAAGUUCGAAGCCGAAUCCUUCACCGGAAACAAUGGAUUAUGUGGUCAACCUCUUAAUUCGAAAUGCGGGAGUUUGAAUAACAAAAAUCUCGCCAUUAUUAUAGCUGCUGGAGUUCUAGGAGCCGCUGCAUCUUUAUUUCUAGGGUUUGCGAUCUGGUGGUGGUUCUUUCUGAGAACUGAUCGGAGAAAGAGUGGUGAUGCUGGCAGUGGUGAAGAUCGAGGCAAUUGGAUUGAUAUCUUGAGAUCUUACAGGCUUGUUCAGGUAUCACUAUUUCAAAAACCCAUCGUCAAAAUCAAACUGAAUGACAUACUAGCUGCAACCAACAAUUUCAAUCCAAACACCAUCGAAAUGACGACAAGAACAGGGGUUUGUUACAGAGCAAUGUUACAGGAUGGAUCCGUUUUAGCAAUCAAACGAUUAAGCCCAUGUAAAAUCAACGAGAAACAGUUCAGAUCCGAAAUGAACAGAUUAGGGCAACUAAGACACCCAAAUCUAGUCCCAUUAUUAGGGUUUUGUAUAGUUGAAGACGAAAAACUUCUAGUAUACAAACACAUGCCAAAUGGGAGUUUAAAUUCCCUUCUAUACGCCACCAACAAAACCACCACCGAUCUUGACUGGCCAGCCAGACUCAAGAUCGGUAUUGGUGCAGCCAGUGGUUUAGCCUGGCUGCACCAUGUCUGUGAACCACCUUACCUUCACCAAACCAUAAGCUCAAAUGUGGUUCUGGUGGACGAUGAUUUCGAAGCCCGGAUAAUCGAUUUUGGGCUGGCCCGCCUCGUGGGGGCCCGCGAUUCGAAAAAUAGUUCGUUUGAAAACGGCGAUUUGGGCGAAUUCGGUUAUGUGGCCCCCGAGUAUUCAUCCACCAUGGUUGCUUCAAUGAAAGGUGAUGUUUAUGGUUUUGGGGUUGUACUUUUGGAGCUUUUAACCGGGCAAAAACCGCUUGAAGUAAAUAAUGGAGAGGAAGGAGGGUAUAAAGGUCAUUUGACGGAGUGGGUGAAUCGGCUUGUGGGGUCGGGGAAAAGUAAGGAUGUGAUUGAUAAAUGUAUACGUGGGAAAGGACACGAUGAUGAGAUUUUGCAGUUUUUAAGGAUUGCUUGUAGUUGUGUGGUUUCGAGGCCUAAAGAAAGGCCUUCGAUGUAUAAUGUUUUUCAGUCUUUGAAAAGUUUGGGGGAAGCACACGGGUUUUCGGGACACUUUGAUGAUAUUCCGGUGAAAUACGCGACACAAGAUCAUCAUCACAGAGACUAG